Molecule: messenger RNA, 3393 nt
Organism: Rhodofomes roseus
Lineage: Eukaryota; Fungi; Basidiomycota; Agaricomycetes; Polyporales; Fomitopsidaceae
Product: WD40-repeat-containing domain protein
Exons: 7
Coding region: 432-2954 (840 amino acids)
Molecular function (GO): protein binding
Source: RefSeq, a predicted model, not a curated record
CCUACUUGAACCUAACUAGAAACAUGUACUCGGCUGCCUCACUGUGUUGACUCCCUACCGACCGUGAUGUCGCAGACCUCCGGAGCAGUCAAUAUUGGUGGCAGCGGUUCUUUGGGCCGGGAAGGGUGUCGUACUAGGCAGGUACAGUAUGCGUGGACCAAGGCGCGUAUAUUCGGAACGAGUUGGACGCCGUCUUUGGCGGACUCUUUGCUCCUGUCAGAGGCAGUCCGAGUGUUUGGUGUCGCAGGCUCGGUUACUGAUAUCUAGUCCGGCGAUGUUGACGGGUCACAGAAUGAGACAACGACUUCUCAAAGCAUCGACGGUUCGCGGGUUUGAACAGCAGGCUUCACGCGCACGGGCCGGCCAUGCAUCUAUCGAUAGAACCACGUAUUGCCACAGCAUUGCGGUCAUGACACGGAAGACACCGCCUCAUGCCAAACCAUAUACUUAUCAUCUCUGCCGCGUCUCGAGGGACGACGUCUACCCCAAGUUCAUCCUCAGCUACGAUCGCCAUGAAUCCUGCGUUCGAAGUGUAUGCUCAACAGCUCUACAGCCGUGCAUGGGGCUAUCCGUUGUGGGAACCCGAGCCAUCGCAGACGCAGGGCGAGGUUCUCAUCGGCGAUGUUGGCUAUCUCAGGUACGGUGGAUUCUACCGCCUCUUCAAUGCGCUGGAAAUCUCGGGAGGGGACGAUUCCCCGCAGGCGACCGGGAUUGCCCAUCCCAAUCUCCAGUGUUUCAAACUCGCUUCCUCAGCCAUCCACCGCAAAGACAAUGCGGUGAGUAAGGGCGAGCACUAUAGUCAGAGUAUCGGCCGUAAGGACGUGGGGGCUGGUGCUGGAACUCAUGGCGUCAAUAUCGCCUGUGAAUACGAGUGUAGUGCCCAGUAUGGCGCCAUGGCUGUACUAGGCACACCAGGAAUGCGAGAAGAGGUACAUCCGGGUCGCCGACUGAAGACUUACAUGAAGGAUAACGUCGACGCCUGGCACGCGUGGGUGAACAGCGAGGAAGGGCCCGACGUUGGAAUUGACUUGGAGGAUAUCCUCUUCGUAGUGGGAUCCGUCAAGACUACUCGCUGGGCUGUGCUCGCCUUUUUUGGCGACAGCAGACGGAUGAGAGUUGCUAUUGAUGGCGACGUGCCAGGCAUCCCUGUCUCUGCGUCCGCUCAUGUCAACAUUCGAAGAGAAUCAACCAGUUUGCCUGAACAUCGAAUAGGGCCGGAGGGCCGGCCAGAACUAGACCUUCCCAGGCUUUUGGGGAUGCAUCCGCUAGAGGAGGCUGAACAUCAUGCGCAAGGGAGGAGCAGGCGAGGAAGGAGGAAUCAAGGCCAAGACCGCGCAGGAGACGCAUCCCAAUAUCGCGCUGAUCAAUGCAUGUUUCUUCGUUACAUGAAGGCCAAGAGACGCUUCAUACUUCCCUACAAGAUUGAAGCUGCGGCUGAACCCAUGGACCUAGCGAUGGACCGUGAUCUGGAUGAUGGUAUAGGGCUUAUAGAAGAGGAACCCCGUCAAGCGACGCAUUUUGACCCUGUUACCACUGUUCUGGACUAUAUAUUGGAGCAUUCCGACGCUGAAAUCGCCAUCGCUAGUGACUUAGAUAUAAUACGCGUGUGCGCUGAGAAUCGAUAUAAAGGCGAACAUCCCCUUCCGGAAGAUAUAUCGCGCUUUUUGGCGGAGGUCCAGCCAGACAUCGAAGUGACUGAGGACAAACUCGGCAUGCUGUUAUUCGACGACGAAGCUACCGGGACGUACGUUCCUGAACACUACGAUGUCGAACAACAAGAGGGGACGUUCAACGAUUCCGCACAUAUAGUACCAGGCGAGGAUAGAGGUGUCCAGUCAAGAACAAGCGAAACCGAUCCCGGCCCCGAAGCUCCGUUUGACGGUGGCAUUGAUGACAAGGGGAUGUUAGCGGACAAGCCAAGCAUUCUGCAUCUCCCCACGACAAGCGGCAACGAGCGAUUAGGCGGGAUCACUGUACUCGCGUUCUCACCCGUUGGUCGGGACGUCGCAGCUGGGUUCGAGAACAACACCAUUGUCAUCUGGAGUGCAAUGACCCAUGGUGUAGUGCACCAAUUCCAACAUCAUACCGGAAGCGUCUCUUUCAUUGCAUACUCUCCGGACGGAAACGUAUUGGUUUCUGGAGGACGUGACGGACGAGUUAUCGUCUGGGACCUCAUCGCAGGAGGGAUGAUCCGCUCGCUGCCCGGUCAUCAGGGCGCCAUUGAACGCGUUGCAUACUCGCCCAACGGGAAGCUCAUUGCAACCGCGGCCGAUUCGUUCGUGAAGCUCUGGGACGCGGAAACGGGGGAACUGCAUGCGUCGACGGGGGAUCACGGCGGAAUCAUCAUGAUGGUCACAUUCUCUCCGGACAACGAGCGGUUCGUCUCUACGAGCUCCGACGGCACUGCGCGUGUAUGGAGCACGCACACGGCAUCACACAUUUGCGACCUACGUGGCCAUGAAGGGGUGAUCUACGCUGUGGCGUAUUCUCCGGACGGGAGGCGACUCAUCACCGGCGCAGACGACGGCACUGCUAGGGUUUGGAGCGCAUUGCUCGGAGACGAAUACAUGGUAAUGGGCGAAGGCGAAGGCGGCUUGGUCUCGGCAGCGACGUUCGGUGAGGACGGGAAGGUGCUUCACUACGUCGGGAGCGAACGCGUCAUCAAGACGUACGACUCGUACACCGCUGACCUACUUCAUAACAUCGACUGUGGCGACAAGGUCGCCAUGGCUCCGAUGUUCUCUGCCGAUGGCCGCUUGCUCGCCGCAGGUGGCGAAGACCACAGCAUCACCGUAUGGGAUAUGUCAUCGAGGCGGGAGAUCAUACGGUUCAGUGGCCAUACCGACAACAUAAAUCACCUCGCCUUCUCUCGCGACAAUAGGUACCUCGCAUCGGCCUCGGACGACGGCAGUGCGCACAAGUGGACACUUCCGACCUUAGCUUUACCUAUUUAAGCGAGUACCUAGUUCGACGUGCACUCCUACUAGUAUGCUUGCUUAAUGCAGCAUCGCUUGAUGGGCUCCAGAGACAACAAUGGAGGAUCAGAGUUGUAGUGGAUCUGGUUCCAUGGGUACUGAUGAUAUACAUGCCGAAAAAGACGUGCUGUCUGUUAUGUAAGUUAGUGGUUGACGUCGAGAAGACUACAGUUGCCUAUACUUCAUAGCCCACAUAAUACCGUUCAUAUACAAGCAGCCUACGGUCACGUUUUGCAGUGAUGAUAUAGUUAUAAGUAUGGCUUGCCUGUUCCCGGGAGGUAAGUAGCCGGGCUUUGAUAUGCAGCAAACGACCGACUUGGAAUGAAAAAUUCAAAUGGAGACGUGUUUGGCAAAAGAAUAGAAGACUAGAUGGAAACUUUAUGUGCAGUGGUGCACCCACUGCCAGCAUGGUCUACCU